UGCCCGGCCUAAGCCGUGCUAAAUUCGUUGCCCGUGGCCGCUGCGGGUGCAACCACAGAGGCUAAUCCGAAGGAGUGGGGAGGCUCGUGGAGUCGAUGCUUCCUCUUCCAAUUCAGGUCGGCUCCCGCUACCUCGUCACCAUUCGCCGCUGCCGUCUCCCCGAGCGUUUGCAUGAGCUCUUUCGCGUGGGGGAGCUCCGGUGACCAUGUAGGGGGGACGAGUGAGGAAGCUCCAGGUGCCCGGGACGAGGUCAGCGCUGUCGGCACGCCCCCGCGGUGCCGAGCACACCCCCGGUGCGGGCCGGCGGGCGGGUCGGCCCCGGUGGGAACCCCGGCCUCCGCCUGGGGCCUGGCCCGGAGCGCCACGAAAUCUCGCGCCGUCUCGCGAGACGCUAAGUUGAAGGAACAUGGCGACGUCUAAUCUGUUAAAGAAUAAAGGUUCACUUCAGUUUGAAGACAAAUGGGAUUUCAUGCGUCCAAUUGUUUUGAAGCUUUUACGCCAGGAAUCUGUUACAAAACAGCAGUGGUUUGAUCUGUUUUCGGAUGUGCAUGCAGUCUGUCUCUGGGAUGAUAAAGGUCCAGCAAAAAUUCAUCAGGCUUUAAAAGAAGAUAUUCUUGAGUUUAUCAAGCAAGCACAGGCACGAGUACUGAGCCAUCAAGAUGAUACAGCUUUGCUAAAAGCAUACAUUGUUGAAUGGCGAAAAUUCUUUACACAGUGUGAUAUUUUACCGAAGCCUUUUUGUCAACUGGAGAUUACUUUAAUGGGUAAACAGGGCAGCAAUAAAAAAUCAACCGUAGAAGACAGUAUUGUUCGAAAACUCAUGCUUGAUACAUGGAAUGAGUCAAUCUUUUCAAAUAUAAAAAACAGACUCCAGGAUAGUGCAAUGAAGCUGGUACAUGCUGAAAGAUUAGGAGAAGCUUUUGAUUCUCAGCUGGUCAUUGGAGUUAGAGAAUCCUAUGUUAACCUUUGUUCUAAUCCUGAGGAUAAGCUUCAAAUUUAUAGGGAUAAUUUUGAGAAGGCAUACUUGGACUCCACAGAGAGAUUUUAUAGAACACAGGCACCCUCGUAUUUACAACAAAAUGGUGUACAGAAUUAUAUGAAAUAUGCAGACGCUAAAUUGAAAGAAGAAGAAAAACGAGCACUACGUUACUUAGAAACAAGGCGGGAAUGCAACUCUGUUGAAGCACUCAUGGAAUGCUGUGUAAAUGCCCUGGUGACAUCUUUUAAAGAGACGAUCUUAGCCGAGUGCCAAGGCAUGAUCAAGCGAAAUGAAACUGAAAAACUACAUUUAAUGUUUUCAUUGAUGGACAAGGUUCCCAAUGGGAUAGAGCCAAUGCUGAAAGACUUGGAGGAACAUAUCAUUAGUGCUGGCCUGGCAGAUAUGGUAGCAGCUGCUGAAACUAUUACUACUGACUCUGAGAAAUACGUUGAGCAGUUACUUACAUUAUUUAACAGAUUUAGUAAACUCGUCAAAGAAGCUUUUCAGGAUGAUCCACGAUUUCUUACUGCAAGAGAUAAGGCAUAUAAAGCAGUUGUUAAUGAUGCUACCAUAUUUAAACUUGAAUUACCUUUGAAGCAGAAAGGGGUGGGAUUAAAAACUCAGCCUGAAUCAAAAUGCCCUGAGCUGCUUGCCAAUUACUGUGACAUGUUGUUAAGAAAAACACCGUUAAGCAAAAAACUAACCUCUGAAGAGAUUGAAGCAAAGCUUAAAGAAGUGCUGUUGGUACUUAAAUACGUACAAAAUAAAGACGUUUUUAUGAGAUAUCACAAAGCUCAUUUGACGCGACGUCUUAUAUUAGACAUCUCUGCUGAUAGUGAAAUUGAAGAGAAUAUGGUAGAGUGGCUAAGAGAAGUUGGUAUGCCCGCAGAUUAUGUAAAUAAGCUUGCUAGAAUGUUUCAGGACAUAAAAGUGUCUGAAGAUUUGAACCAAGCUUUUAAGGAAAUGCACAAAAAUAACAAAUUGGCUUUACCAGCUGAUUCGGUUAAUAUAAAAAUUCUGAAUGCUGGUGCAUGGUCAAGAAGCUCUGAGAAAGUCUUUGUCUCCCUUCCUACUGAACUGGAGGAUUUGAUACCUGAAGUAGAAGAAUUCUACAAAAAAAAUCAUAGUGGUAGAAAAUUACAUUGGCAUCAUCUCAUGUCAAAUGGAAUUAUAACAUUUAAGAAUGAAGUAGGGCAAUAUGAUUUGGAGGUAACAACAUUUCAGCUGGCUGUGUUGUUUGCAUGGAACCAAAGACCCAGAGAGAAAAUCAGCUUUGAAAAUCUAAAACUUGCAACUGAACUGCCUGACGCUGAGCUUAGAAGGACUUUAUGGUCUUUAGUAGCUUUCCCAAAGCUCAAGCGGCAAGUUUUAUUGUAUGAACCUCAAGUCAACUCACCCAAAGACUUUACAGAAGGCACCCUCUUCUCGGUGAACCAGGAGUUCAGUUUAAUAAAAAAUGCAAAAGUUCAGAAAAGAGGUAAAAUCAACUUGAUUGGACGCUUGCAGCUCACUACAGAAAGGAUGCGAGAAGAGGAGAAUGAAGGGAUAGUUCAGCUACGAAUACUAAGAACCCAGGAAGCUAUCAUACAAAUAAUGAAGAUGAGAAAGAAAAUUAGCAAUGCUCAGCUGCAGACUGAACUAGUAGAAAUUUUGAAAAACAUGUUUUUGCCACAAAAGAAAAUGAUAAAAGAGCAAAUAGAAUGGCUAAUAGAGCACAAAUACAUCAGAAGAGAUGAAUCCGAUAUCAACACUUUCAUAUAUAUGGCAUAAUUUUGAAUAUCAUGGACAACAUUAGAACCCAAAUUGCAGAGUGCUUGGGCAGAAAGUUGUAACAGUUUGUGCUGGAGGAAGGUUUAUUUGGACUUUGAUUACAUAACUAUUAAAAUCUCUGCCUUACCUGACAAAACAACUAUAUUUUGCCAGUCACGUUAGUUAGCAUGAUGGCAUCCCUUCAUGUUGCACACUCGGUAACAGCAUGCUGUUUUGUGGAGAAGCUUGCAUUCAUGAAGAGCCCAUUAUGAACUUUUCACAGUAAAUUUGAUUUAUACCCAUCGGAAGAAAUAGUUGGGAAGGGUGAGGGCGGGGUUCUUAAUUGCUUUUUUCCUCUUUUUUUUUCCUCUCUGACAAAAAUGUACUUGCACAAGGAAGGAUCUUCAGAUAUUCGUGCACUGAAUAAUGCUGUUAUGUUUUGUUUUUUUUAAUGCAAUUAAAACUAGAAAUAGCACUCUUGGUUUCUUUCGAUCAAAAGAGGGAGCUGGUGUACACGACACUGCGGGGUGGGGGGGGACAGAUGUAGGUGAGGAGAUAAGUAUUUAAUAGCAUCACAUUAUUUGUUCACGCCCUGCUUCAGUAUAAUAACUGGAUUUAAUGGUGACCUGAAAAUGAUACGAGAUUUUUCCAACUUACAAAUGUUGGCUUUCUUUUUAAGCAGGAGACUGCUAGUUUAGUUGUUUGUUGUUAAAUAAGGAGUUUUAAAAUCUGCUAUGGCUGGAGAGCUUGUUUUGAAAAAGUAAAGCUUAUAUUACUUUGUUGUUUCAACCGUUUAAGAAAAUGUAUGGAGACAGAUCAUUUAAAUUGCAGAGAAAAAAAAAUCGCAAAACAAACAUAUUAAGUGUGUUCAGUAACACACUUAAUAUUUAUCUAAUAUUUAUUAUGCCUAAUUGAUUAUAUCCAAAUUUACUAAAAACAAGGCAGAAAUCUCCUCCUGUCCUAUUAGUACGGUUACAUAACUGAUCACUUGAUCUGCAGCAUAGAAAUGUUUUGGAAUUUUAAACUCUGAUGAUAAGGGAUUUAUAGCCUCAGGUUUCUGGAAAGGAAGACGUUCUGUUUUAAAGAGUAGUGAGUGUCCGUUACCUAGGAGGAAUAGCAAAACCACAGCCUAAAGCCUGAAAAGCAUAAGCAGAUUGUUGCGGUCUUAAUAUGAGCAGUAAACUUGCCAAAUAUAUGUACAUAUAUAUUUAUAUAUUUUAAAAAUAAAUGUUUUUAAAAUGUUCCGAAAGCAACACUUACCUUGUUCCUUUCAGUCAAUCCAAAGUAGCAACUGACUGGUUUGCUGGGAACUGAAUAUCCAGAGUAAUGCGGAGCUCGGGAUGUGAGGACGCAGGCAACCGAGAUGGGACAGACGAUUCCCUGUUGGGAAAGAGUGGCUCCCACAUGGAUUUUUAUUCGUUAUGCUGCACGUUCCAGGUUUUCUCGCAAAUUCGUUUGUAUCUUGUUUGAUAUUAAGUAUUAUUUUAAACCUAUGACUUUGGAAGUAGUAGGAAGCAGAGAGCUGAGCUCCGAGAGGUAGACCGCGGACAGUACUACGCAGAAUGCUCUCAGGAGCGUCACAGUGAGUCUGUCCCCCACCCCCCCACCAGAAAGCAUCGUGAGCUGUCUGCUGCCGGGAUGGAGAGCAAAUUUACAACAUCUAAGGUGUCGCUGGUGAUGUUCACAUGCCUGUUCCGAAACUCCUAGAAAAUUAGGAUUUUGUUUCUAAUUUAAAAUCUUAUGCCCAGCUCUAGGGCAGCACAUGUCAGGUAUUACACGAAGUGUGUUGGGGAGAAUAAACUGAAUGAGAGGACGGUGAACAAUGGGUACAUUUGAAAUUUAGAAAAUAAUUUUGUAAUAAUUGUGGCCCUUACAUUUAAUAUAACACUCUGAGGAGCAUAUGUGCUUAUCCAGUAGGAGAACGCCCACGGGGGAGAACAGUUGAAGGGGAAAUUACAGGCCAUUUUUUAAAGUUUAAGAUUUGUUGCUUCAAACCAUAAUUGUUCUUAGAACAUUUUUGGAAUUUCUCAUCUUUUGGUCAUUUGAGAGUCAUGAUGUUUUGAUUUAUAAUGGAAAAUUUAGUG
This is a messenger RNA of Prionailurus viverrinus (fishing cat), 4812 nucleotides long. RefSeq names its product cullin 5 (gene CUL5). The record is from RefSeq and is a predicted model, not a curated record. Gene Ontology annotation, cellular component: SCF ubiquitin ligase complex; Cul5-RING ubiquitin ligase complex. Bases 407 to 2749 code for a protein of 780 amino acids. Gene Ontology annotation, molecular function: ubiquitin protein ligase binding. The transcript has 19 exons. Lineage: Eukaryota; Metazoa; Chordata; Mammalia; Carnivora; Felidae. Gene Ontology annotation, biological process: protein ubiquitination; SCF-dependent proteasomal ubiquitin-dependent protein catabolic process.